AUGGAUCUACUAGCUUUUAAUCUUCUUCCAAAUCCCACUUCAAGAAAUUCAAAUUGCACCUGAAGAUUUACUCUACAACCAAAGGUAUUUUUUUUACUUCUUCCGGGUUUUCAAUUACAAAUUGGCUCUGCAAAAUUGGAGUUUUUUUGGAGAUUAGGUUUUUUGUUUCUGCUCAGAUUGAUUGAUUUAUUGUAAAAUUGGUGAUUAGGGUUCUUCUGUAAAACUAGUUUUUGGCUCUGCAAGAUUGGGGAUUAGGGUUUUUGUUUCUGCUUCAUUCACUGCGAAAUUGGAGAUUAGGGUUCUUAUGUACAAUUAAUUUGGGGUUUUUGUUUUUAGUUCGUUAAGGUUUAUUGUUCGGUUUAGGUUAAGAAAACUGGAAGGAACAAGAAGUGCAUCUCCAUAUUCCAAUGGGGAAGAUAGAAUCAGUAGGUUACCUGAAGAACUAAUUCACCAUAUCCUCUCUUUCAAUCACACCAAAAAUGUAGUCCAAACUAGUGUUCUGUCCAAAAGAUGGAUUCAUAUCUGGAAAUCUAUCCCAUAUCUAAGCAUCAAGAGGAAUUUGUUUCCUCGUGGCAAAGAACAUGAUCAGAAGUUCAUAGAUUUUGUGGAUAUGGUAUUCAUUCUACGCAAUGAAUCUGAUAUUCACAGAUUUGCUCUAGAUUGGUUCAGCGAUUAUGAGGAUGAGGAUAUUGUGAUGAAAAAUGUUAAAAGAUGGAUUGUUCAAGCUGUUAUGCGUAAUGUCGAAGAAAUCAAUUUACAAAUCCGUCAAGGUCAUCCUGCAGCUUUUCAGAUUCCUCAUCAACUCCUUAAUUGCAAAUCGCUGACUAAGUUGGAAUUGCAGGUGAAUUUCGGAGAGAGAUGUACAGAUGUUAUUUUACCAAAAUCAAUUGAUUUACCUCGGCUCAAAGUUAUGUGGGUUCAUGGAGUUGCGAUCUCGAAUGAAGAACUAUCAAAAAAGCUCUUUUCAAGUUGUCCAGUUCUUGAAAAGUUAGAACUAUAUCAUUGUGACAUACCAAAUUUGACUGUUAAUUCUCUCACCCUCAAGAAUUUCGUGUACAAGCGAUUUCACAGUAGUUUGCCCAACGUUAUCAAGUUGACAGCUCCAAAUCUGAAAGACCUCUGGUGCAGGUCUUCCGUGACACAACAUUAUUCUCUUGAAAACUGUCCUCUUCUAUCCAGUGUAAUUUUUGAAUUGAUAGUGCUCAAAGAAAGAGUUUUCGGAGAGAAUGCAGAAGCAUAUUGUUAUUGUCCUUCGGAGGAAGAAAAAGUAUAUGCUAAACAUUUAGUGAAUUUUCUACGAGCGAAUUACAUGGUGAAAGUGAUGGGGUUAUCAUCUGGAUUCCUCGAGGUUCUCUCCCAAGCACCUGAGUUACUAGACAGUCAACCACCUCGCUUAUGUAAUCUACAGUACUUGUCGAUGGAUAUGUGGUCUACAACAGGUUGCUUUCGGGCUAUAACAUACUUACUCAAGAUUUUUCCUCGUAUUAUUUUUGUUUUACUAAGAUCCAAGGAGUCAAAUUUAGCGGACGUUGGAAAUAAUUGGGAAGCAGGAUUUUCAUCGCCGGGGAUGUUGUCUCACCUCAAGUAUGUUAAUUUUGACGAAGUGGGAGGAUCUGAUGCUGAGCUCAAACUUUUGAGUUUUUUGUUAAAACAUGCCAAGGAUUUGAGGAGAAUUUUUCUAUCCUUCCGUGCUAGUAUUGGCUCGCCAGAUGGAGUGAGACAAAUGAAACUAUUUAGAGAUAAGGUUAGAGCACUUCCAGCAGCAUCUUCAAGCGUCAAAGUAAAAUGUCGUUUCAACCUUGGAAAUAGGUGAUCUUGUACUCGAAUAACGAAAAGAAAAGAAUUCCCUUCCUACAUCUAGUAGUUUGAGGUUUUUUCCGUUCCUUUUUCCUUUUUUUCUUCUUCGAUUUGUCUUCUUUUGUGAAAAAGAAUGAUUGAGAUGUCUAUUAGGGAUUUCGUUGGAUGCUUAUUAAGACUGUGCUCCUGUGCAUCUUAGAACUUUUGUCUGCAAAAGGAUUCUAUCCUUUAGCUUUAAUUCUGUUGUGUCUGCAUCCAUAUCUAAAUUGUACAAACUGAGGUAGAUUUCUUGGUUGAUUUUGGUGGUCAAUUGAAAUCCAAAAGACCUCCAAAUGUUGCU
This is a messenger RNA of Papaver somniferum (opium poppy), 2137 nucleotides long. Its product is annotated as putative F-box protein At3g44060. The record is from RefSeq and is a predicted model, not a curated record. The transcript is spliced from 3 exons. NCBI's taxonomy places the organism in Eukaryota, Viridiplantae, Streptophyta, Magnoliopsida, Ranunculales, Papaveraceae. Bases 611 to 1813 code for a protein of 400 amino acids.